Molecule: messenger RNA, 1941 nt
Organism: Penicillium angulare
Lineage: Eukaryota; Fungi; Ascomycota; Eurotiomycetes; Eurotiales; Aspergillaceae
Product: DNA-(apurinic or apyrimidinic site) lyase APN2
Exons: 6
Coding region: 1-1941 (646 amino acids)
Biological process (GO): base-excision repair
Cellular component (GO): nucleus
Molecular function (GO): zinc ion binding; phosphoric diester hydrolase activity; endonuclease activity
Source: RefSeq, a predicted model, not a curated record
AUGGGGUUUCGCAUCACUACCUGGAAUGUGAAUGGAAUCAGGAACCCGUUCUCUUAUGAACCAUGGAGAGGGACCCGCACUUUCGAGUCGAUGUUUAAUAUUCUGGGCUCCGACAUCGUUGUUCUUCAGGAAACCAAAAUCCAGCGCAAGGAUCUGCAGGAUGACAUGGUCUUGGUGCCAGGAUGGGACUGUUACUUCAGCUUACCCAAGCUUAAAAAAGGGUAUUCCGGUGUGGUCAUUUAUACCCGCAAUGACACGUGUACUCCAAUACGAGCCGAAGAAGGCAUCACAGGGGUUCUUUGUCCGCCUAAUUCAUCAGUGGCCUUUCGUGAUAUGCCAGAGACGCAACAAAUUGGAGGUUAUCCUACAUCGAGCCAACUAACCAGAUGCCAAGGGGCAUCUGAGAAGAGUGAUAGCGAAGAUCAAGAUCAUCGAAGUGCCACAGCUGGCGAACGAAUCGAUGCCACAAGCCUCGACUCCGAAGGGCGGUGUGUUGUGCUGGAGUUUCCAGGGUUCGUUUUGAUUGGGACAUAUUGUCCUGCAUAUAGGGACGAAAGCCGCGACGCAUUCCGCAUGGAUUUCCUCAAAGCCUUGGAUGCUCGUGUGCGCAAUCUUGUGUCAUUGGGGAAGCGAGUAUUCGUGACUGGGGAUAUUAAUAUAUCCAAGGCGCCUAUUGACUCUGCUCAUGCACUGGAUGGAAUACGCAAAAGAACUACUACUGAAGAAGAGUUUUUGUCAAGUCCACCUCGAACAUUGUUCAAUGCUUUACUGGCAGAUGGGGUGGUUCCCGGCGGGCGGGACGGUAGCAGAGAACAACCAGUCCUUCAUGACAUUUGCAGGUCAUUUCAUCCAAACCGCGGUGGCAUGUACACAUGCUGGGACACCAAGCUUAAUACCAGACCUGGCAAUUAUGGCUCUAGAAUUGACUAUGUACUAUGCAGCCUUGAUAUGAAGGACUGGUUCGUGGAUUCAAACAUACAAGAAGGGCUGAUGGGCUCAGAUCAUUGUCCCGUCUAUGCUGCUUUCAACGACCAGGUGCUUUCUAAUGGAGCCAUCGUCCAUAUCCGGGAUAUUGUUAACCCACCGGGGAUGUUCAAAGAUGGUGAAAGACAGAGAGAAUAUACAUCACAAUAUACUCUCCCAACAUCGGGCCGCUUACUGCCUGAAUUUGAUGUUGGUAAACGACGAAGCAUCAAAGACAUGUUUGCUCGGAAGCAACCCGCGGCAAGUACUAGUAACGUGGAAAGUACAGCAUCUCCUAGAAACGUUGACAUAUUGCCGAGAGCGCAAGGUCAGAAUAACACCAGCUCUCAGCUUUUCAAAACAACAGACACCAUAGCAUCAAAUCCCGUGACUGGCAAAAGAACGGCACCCCUAUCAACAAGCCUGAGCAAACGCUCAAAGUCUACAGUGACUUCAUCUGCUACCUCUACAUCGGGCCAGAAAGUCCUGAGCGGCUUUUUCAAGCCGAGAAUAUCCGAUGGUAACAUAAAGCCAGAGUUAGCUGUAACCACUGCUUCCUUUGCCACUAUGACUCCGCCCGAGUCCAUACUUCAAUCUUCCAAAAAUCGUUCGAUGGAUAGCACCGAUACUGACCCCAGAGGCCCUGGAAUUUCCAACCCUGGUACAAACACAACAAUGUCAUCGAAAAACUCAAUACCAAAUGCCCCCGAGACAGACAGGGUGAUUGACCCGAUUGUUAGUAAGGAGGACUGGGCGAAGUUAUUCACUCGAAAGCCUGUACCUCGUUGUGACAAUCACCAGGAGCCCUGCAUCAGCAUGACCACCAAGAAACCAGGCAUAAACUGUGGCCGAGCCUUUUGGAUUUGCCCUCGGCCAUUAGGACCUAGUGGCGAGAAAGAAAAAGGCACGGAAUGGCGCUGCCCGACAUUUAUCUGGGCGAGUGAAUGGAAUGGGACCAUGCAACCAGAUCCAUCAUAA